UAAUAUGGUCCCACCAUGUUCGAUCCAACGAAAACCCGAAACCGGUGGAAGCCGCUCGUCCGGACUCAAUGCAGUUCAUCACGAGUCCGAGUGGAUAUAGCAGAGAAAGUGAGAACCGAUGAGGAGAGGGAUGGAGGGACGGAAGACCAACACGUUUCUAACUUCUGUUGCCUAAUUCAGCAUCAACUCGUCUGUCGAGGAGGAGGGGUGGUAGUGGAGGGAGAUAGCGUUGAAAGAAAGAUGCAUGCCCAACACCAGAGUCUCCUCUUCCGAGGAGGGUCGAGAGAUUUCCGCCCGCCAUUCUCCAAACCCAGCCAGCAACAUCAGUUGGCGUUAUUCUUCCCGUGGAAGACGUCGUCGUCGCCCUUCAUGUGCGUGGCUAACGGCAACUCGCGAGGAGGGGGGAGAGGCAGAGGCCGCAGGGGGACACCAACCCUCAAACUCAGGGGUAAGGACAACGUAUGGAGCGUCGAUAAUGCGCUUGCAGGACGGGAGGGGAAGAAGAACACGGACUCGCACCAGAGAAGGAGGGUCAAGAGGUUUCGGAAGAAGGGAAAGAACUCCAGAGUCAUGGUGUCCGAUUCGAUGCUAGUGGAAGUCGAAACCGUUCUGCAGACGCAGGAGCCCGUUAUAAGACCAUUAUGGGAUACAUUUCUUAGCAGCGUUAGCGGCAUAUGGAAAGGAGUUGGUGCAGUAUUCUCACCAAUUACUGCUUGCAUGGAGCCUGUUGGAAUUGAUAACAAAAAUGAGAACCUAUAUGACUGCUAUACCCUUUCAUUCCUUGAGAAGGUUCCAUCUUCUGAUGGUACUAAUCAUCUCCAGAGAAAAAUAAAAUGGGCGACUUUGAAUCCUUAUGGUGAGAUGCAUCAGAAAAAGGAAGCUUCAUCAACAAAUUUAAAUGGCUCUUUACAUGAACGCGGUGGUUAUGAUUCCAUUAAUAAAAAUCAAAGGAUACCUAGCUUUGAGUCUUUUGAUCUUACAAACGGUGAGGUUAUGGAAGAAGAUCUUAUGCCCAUGGAGCCGGGGCUUGUUUUCUUUGAGGAUGGAUCCUACUCUAGAGGACCAGUGGAGAUACCGGUUGGAGCAGCUGAUGAUUCAACAUAUUUUCUCUCUCCAACUUUCAGAUUUGAACAAUGUCUGGUGAAGGGAUGUCACAAGAGGCUACGCAUUGUGCACACCAUAGAAUUCAAGGAUGGUGGCUCAGAUAUACAAAUAAUCAGGGUUGCUCUAUAUGAAGAACAGUGGGUUUGUCCAACCAAUGUGCAAGAUGAAAGUGACGUUGAAUUCGACUUGAAGCCAUUCUCUCAGUGCAAGCGUAUUCAACCAUCAGAUCUUGCUGGAUCAUGGAAGGUCUUUGAAACGAGUGCUACUGUCAUAUAUGAGGAGUCAACUAGUGAAGCAAAAUCAGCUGCAGAAGUAGGCCGGCCACCGUACGUGUAUCUUUGCAUGGAAACCUUGAAGAAGAGGAGUCUGCCAGAGAAUCCCAUCUAUUUUGGUGAGGAGGAGCUACUGGACAUGGAAGAAGUGACCAUUCUCUGGUUACCAGGAGGUGUUACAGGCUAUGUGGAUGUGAAGGAUGGGAUUCUUUGUAUUGGUGUUGGUUGGUAUUCUGAUGAAGGCAUUAAUCUUGUCAUGGAAAGGGAUUAUGGAGUUGAUGGGAAGCUAAAAGAAGUCCGUUGGAAGACCGAGUUAAAGAGAAGGUGGUCUGACCCCGCCCCUUUGUAAUUAUAUGUUAUGUCUGUCUGGUUUUAGUUUAUACCUUCUCGCCGUUGCUUUCCUUCUCUGUAAACAUUACAAUCAGAUGGAAGCAAAUGAAUGAAGAAAAUGGGGGAAAAAAUGGAAAGCGAAAGGUAUCUGGCCCAAGAUCAAGUCCAGAAUU
Nymphaea colorata (pocket water lily) is the source of this 1879-nucleotide messenger RNA. RefSeq lists its product as uncharacterized. The transcript is spliced from 5 exons. Lineage: Eukaryota; Viridiplantae; Streptophyta; Magnoliopsida; Nymphaeales; Nymphaeaceae. Bases 16 to 1725 code for a protein of 569 amino acids. The record is from RefSeq and is a predicted model, not a curated record.